AACACAAUCUAAUAUUUUUAUGCAGGUGCUGGACCUUUGGAUGCAGUCACUAACAUUGUUGGAGGUGUCUUAGGCGGAGGUGCUGGUGGCUCUCCACUGGACGCUGUGACUGGUCUCGCAAAAGGUGGCGUAGUGCCCUUGGAUAGCAUGACAGGUAUAUUGAAAGGAGUUGGACUGGAUGGAGUUACUGGUAUCCUCAAAGGUGGAUCAAAAGGUGAUACUGGAUCAAAAGGUGCUUCUACAGAUAUAGUAAGCUCAUUACUCGGUACAGUCGGUAAUUUAUUAGGCGGCGGCUGUGUCGAUGGAGGAAUUCUUCAAACUGUGUUCGAUUUACUCAAUAACUUACUUGGAGGAUGUGCCACGGGCGGAUCAGGAAAUCAGCUCGGUAAUAUCAUCCGUGAUUUGAUAGCCACAGUUAAUCGGAUCAUUAACAUUCUCGGCGGCUUUCGAAAUUGCGAUGCAUUCCAAGCAAUUGGUAGUUUACUGUGCACGUUGGCAGAAGUAUUAAGCAAUAUUGAAGAUUUGUGUGACGAUUUAGAAGGCAUUCUGCUGACAAUCGUAUUGACAAAUUUUAGACUGUACCUUUCUAUCCUUGAAGUGGUAGAAUGUAUUGUAAAAACAUUGGCUAGGCUUCUAAAGACUCAAAGAAUUACAACUGGACUGUGCAACGCUGUAUCUCACGCGACAACUGGUUUGUCACUGGCUAUAAACUCUGUUUUAUACGGUGUGCAGUCGAUUUCUUGUCUAUUCGCGAAUCCACCAUCAAAUCUAUUACAACGGAUAAUCCAAAUUCUUGGAAGCUCAAUCUCCUGUGCAUUGGUAGUACUUCAGGGUGGUGUAUCAUUUUCACUCCAGGAUGUGGCCCAAAUUUUGAGGCAAAAUUCAGUUGCCGCGAUUGUGGAUGAUCUAUUCGAAUGCAUUUCGGCGAGUCUCGGUUGCCUUUUGGACAAUGUAACUGGGCCAAUUCUCGGAUUACUUGGACCGCUUGCCAUAUUGCCAACACCGUUCAAUCUAAUUUGUUCGUUGAUCAACAACCUCCUACCCAGCUUGAUCUGUCUUUUGAAUGCUGGAUCACCGAACUUCUUAACCAUAAUGUAAUCCAACGCAUUCGAGGAUGUUUCAAGAGCUUCCCAUUUGAUGAUGACCAUUCGCAGCUUCAACCAUUUUUUUUUACUUAUUUUUUUUUCCAUCUAGACAUUUAAGAUGCAUCACAAAUGGCACAAAUAUUUGUGGUUAUCUCUUGUAUUGUGACAAUCAUUCGUUGCCUGAGCUCAAAUUCAACACUUUCAAAUGAUCCGAACUCGAACAACUUCAAUACAUAAAGAGAUGCCACUUCGUAUUUGCAGUAUUUGUGUCAUUAUUACCAUUAGAUUUAAGUAUUAAAUUCAAUCAAUAGCCCAGUUCUUUGCACAAUUGCUAACACACAUAUUUUACAUGCAUAUUUCACUUUUAUAAACGAUUUGCUGUUUUUCUUUUUAUUUCGAUUUUUCUUCUUCAAAAUAAAUACUUUUUUCAACAGCAAUAAAAA
This is a messenger RNA of Sitodiplosis mosellana (orange wheat blossom midge), 1528 nucleotides long. RefSeq lists its product as uncharacterized. The transcript has 6 exons. Bases 148 to 1098 code for a protein of 316 amino acids. The record is from RefSeq and is a predicted model, not a curated record. NCBI's taxonomy places the organism in Eukaryota, Metazoa, Arthropoda, Insecta, Diptera, Cecidomyiidae.